GCCGUGGAGGGCAACAUGAACAACUUCAUGGUGCAGAUAAAGAACUUGGCGCAGUCACUGUACCCGUGCUCUGCGCAGAAACUGGACCAAGACAUGAAGUUGCACUUUUUGAAGAAUGUGUCUGUGACUUGCAAUGACGGGUCACCUGCAGGGUACUACAUUAAGGAGUCCAAAGGCAGCAAGAGGUGGCUGCUGUUCUUGGAAGGUGGAUGGUACUGUUUCAACAGGCAGACCUGUGACAGCAGGUAUGAGACAAUGAGGAGACUGAUGAGCUCCGCCAAGUGGCCACAAACCAGAACAGGAACAGGAAUCCUGUCUCCUCAGCCGGAGGAAAACCCGCACUGGUGGAACGCCAACAUGGUGUUCAUCCCAUACUGCUCCAGUGAUGUGUGGAGCGGCGCCAGCCCAAAGACAGAUCACAGUGACUAUGCAUUCAUGGGAUCUCUGAUCAUAAAGGAGGUGGUGAAUGAGCUGCUGACAAAAGGUCUGGACAACGCCAAGGUUCUUCUUCUUGCAGGAAGCAGCGCGGGCGGUACAGGUGCCCUGCUGAACGUGGACCAAGUUGCUGAGCAGCUGGCGUCACAGGGCUACACAGGGGUGCAGGUCAGGGGCCUGGCAGACUCCGGAUGGUUCCUGGACAACAAACAAUACAAAUUCACAGAUUGCCUUGAUACCAUCAGCUGUGCCCCAACUGAGGCCAUAAAGAGAGGCAUCAGGUACUGGGCCGGACAGGUGCCAGAAAGCUGCAGACAGGCCCAUGUUGGAGAAGAGUGGAACUGUUUCUUUGGGUAUAAAGUCUACCCCACGUUAAAAAGCCCGGUGUUUGUGGUGCAGUGGCUGUUUGAUGAGGCCCAGCUCACAGUCGACAACAUCCACCUGACGGGACAGCCGGUCCACGAGGGCCAGUGGAGGUACAUACAGAACCUGGGGCAGGAGCUGAGGGGCACUCUCCGUGAUGUACCGGCGCUGUUUGCUCCGGCCUGCUUGUCUCAUGAGCUCAUUACCAGAACUUACUGGAUGGACAUUCAGGUGAAAGGCACCUCCCUGCCCAGAGCCCUCCACUGCUGGGACCGCAGCCUCCAAGACAACCUCCACAUCAACAGCAGCCACGGCAACCACAGCCACCAAAAGCACAAGACCCCACCCAUGAGGGGUUGUCCUCUACAUUUGAUUGACAGCUGCCCGUGGCCUCACUGUAACCCCUCUUGCCCAACAAUUCGUGAUCAGCUGACGGGACAGGAGAUGAGCGUGAUCCAGUUCCUGAAGCACAUGGGCUUUGACGUGCAGAAGAUGGCUCAGCAGCAGGGGAUGGACCCCAGGAAGCUACUGGGCAUGCUCAAUAACGGGAGCUGAGUCACAUUUUAGUGUAGCGUCGGUAAGCCGUUCUGCAGAGACGAGAAAAGUGCU
This is a messenger RNA of Seriola dumerili (greater amberjack), 1407 nucleotides long. RefSeq names its product palmitoleoyl-protein carboxylesterase notum1a-like (gene notum1b). NCBI's taxonomy places the organism in Eukaryota, Metazoa, Chordata, Actinopteri, Carangiformes, Carangidae. The record is from RefSeq and is a predicted model, not a curated record. The transcript has 11 exons. Gene Ontology annotation, molecular function: hydrolase activity. The coding region runs from base 16 to 1353 and encodes 445 amino acids.